This is a messenger RNA of Symbiodinium sp. CCMP2456, 548 nucleotides long. The record is from the annotation of a GenBank genome assembly. NCBI's taxonomy places the organism in Eukaryota, Dinophyceae, Suessiales, Symbiodiniaceae.
GCGGGCAUGUUGCAAAUGUGCCGGCGUCCCAAUAUUGUGGAGUGUCUGGGCUUGUACGCUAUCAACGGUCGGCAACACCUUGUCACCGAGCUUGCCGACACGGACCUGGGGAGCAUCCUCUUCUAUCACACCCGCUUGGGUGAAGACAGCGCGGCCACAAUGACGGAGCAGAUGCUAGUUGGUGGUCGUGAUCCAUGCUAUUGCAAGCUUGGGGACUUUGGAACCGCGAUGGGGCUGCCAUCCCCUAGCACCCGUCUCCAUCAGAGAGCCGGUGCUAGAGGGUAUUGUGCACCUGAGAUGAUCAACGGGUGCUACAGCAUACGCGCAGACAUGUGGAGCCUGGGCAUCGUGAUCUAUGAGGCCCUUCAUGGCCGUUUGCCAUGGUUCGGAAAACUGGACCCAUCUGAACUGGAGCACAAGAUACUCCGAGAGCCAAUUGUUUGGCGGCUGAAUGCCAAGCUGUCCAAGCAGGCGGUGCAGCUCCUGCAACACAUGUUGCAGAGGAAGCCGGGCCGACGCAUCAGCACCGGUGUCGCUCUAGCACACCC